Messenger RNA from Trametes versicolor FP-101664 SS1, 207 nucleotides. RefSeq lists its product as uncharacterized. Lineage: Eukaryota; Fungi; Basidiomycota; Agaricomycetes; Polyporales; Polyporaceae. The record is from RefSeq and is a predicted model, not a curated record. The annotation marks the transcript as partial. The transcript is spliced from 2 exons.
UACCGAGGGCACGCGGGCAGAGCCGCCUUGUUUACGACCGCCAAGAACAUCAUGCUAGAUCCGCCGUCCAUCCUCCUCAUGGAUUCCGGCGCGUAUACCAUUCAAGAAUUCAUCUGCAAGUCCUGCGAAACAUACCUCGGCUGGAAGUUCGUGCGAGCCCACGACGGCUCGGAGCGUUGGAAGGAGGGCCACUAUAUCCUCGAGCUG